GAUCAUCGAUCGACUCAGUUGAAGAUUAGAGUUGAAGCAGGAAUAAACGUUCUGAGUUUUUUUCCCUAAUUUACUGAACAAUUUUCCCACGAGUAAAAGUUAGGGAUUUUUUCCAAUUAGUGUCAUCAUGAAACGGAUAUUCGGAGGAUACAUCAAAGCCCAUGGGUACGCAAUUGCCCUGGCAGCACUCAUUUGUGGAACGAUCUUGGCCACGAAUGUGGCCCUGGUAGAAAAUAGUGAACUGAAACAGGUCAGACCAUUGGAUGAUUAUGGAGACAACGAGAGUCGUGAACAAGAGCCAACAGCACCACCUAUUGACGCUCAAACGAACCAUCACUAUCUCCGGAUGCAUCCCUUUGCCCAGAUGAUCUUCCCUCUGGGAUUGAUCCUGGCCGGAACGAUCUUCCUGGUGGGGAUGCUGUUCGAAAAGAAGGAAACCAUCUUUCCCUUUGGAACCGUAUUCGUCGCCCUUUGGUGUCUGGUAGUGUUUCAGCAUCUCAAAAAGCUUGAACGAGAAAGUAUCUACCAGUUGAUCCUUUCGCUGGACACAGUCGUCAUCCUAGUGAUCCCAACGUACGUUGGCUCAACGCUAGCGGUCCUCUACAAACUAUUCGACAGCAACCCCUCGGACCGGGACGACGAUGACGAGGCCGAGGUGGACCUGGAAACGGGUCGGAAACCGGUCAAAUUCAUCCUGGGCGAUGAAUUCGACGAUUCCUGGAUCAGCCGGAGCAACUAUUGAUUGUUUGCUAGUUUAAGUUAUUUAUAGGUUAUCUCUGAACAAGAAAGUAUUAAAUAUGAAGGAAUGGGGGACUCACCACACACGUGUGUCAAUGUGUUUCCAAGUUCGAUUCAAAACAUGGUCCGGUUUGUUGAUAAACAAAUUUUCAAAUUAAACGAAAAUGGUGCCUGUCUAUUGAUGAGCGAGAGCUUGUUUCUUUCUUUCUGUGGAAUAGGAAGGGAACGUCUCUGGUUCACUGGAAGCUGGCGUAAUCAAUGAUCAUGAAUGAGAAGGAUGAUCUUUUUGGCGUCUGACGUAUGAAGGUAUGUGCUUUGGAAUAGGUUCAAGACGAUGAUCCCCUUCAACGAAACGAAAUGCGAUGAAGUCAUUAUCAGUUGGCUUCAAGACGUGCUUCGCGGGCAUAAUCACUUUAUUUAAAGAGAAAUUAUUCGUUGUGGAAAAUGAACUCUCGGAUGAAUUUUCCAAUAGCUGCUGAUAAGGAAAAACGAGCUGCUGCUAUGCGAUUUGAGAUCAAUUCGAGUUAGUUUAGUCAGUUGGUUCGAUGACAAAACAAUCAUGGAGGUGAAAUUUGUAAAAUUUAUAUUAUUUCAUGGGUUUUUGAUCUUUUGUGCGGCAUUGUUGCUGGCCUUUCGAGAGACUUGGACCCUCAUAGAGCAAGCGAUCUACUCGGAACAGAGCCGAUGGUUCUACACUGAAGAUGAGCCGAUUAGGAUGUUCCUCGCAGUUCGAUGGGCUAUGGCGGUUCUGUGGCUUCUAGCUUUGGCCCUGAUGUACGUGGCUAUGAUUUGGGAAGAACAGAAUUUCCUGCAUCCGGCCAAGACUCUUUUUGCAGUUGAAGUUUUGAACAUAUGUGGCCAGGACCUGUUGCAUACCUACAGGGGAAAUCAGCUCGAUCGAUUCAUUUACAGUGGUCAGGAUUUGCUGUUGUUUUGCGGAGUCGUUUGGUAUGUGCUGUAUACUUUCAACAUUAUGGGUGAGCUGUUUAAGCUGCGUAAACAGGAACUUCCUACCAAACGACCUUUGUUUAUAUGAGUUACUUAAAAGAUUUGGGAGAAAAAAAUUAAUGCGAUCUUCAAUUAGAUAAUCCAUAAAUGUUUAAAAUUUGUAAGUGGUGUUUGAUGAAUCGAUUAAACAAGCUGUAGUUAAAUAAAAUAGUGCAAAUACA
Uranotaenia lowii is the source of this 1907-nucleotide messenger RNA. RefSeq lists its product as uncharacterized. The transcript has 5 exons. NCBI's taxonomy places the organism in Eukaryota, Metazoa, Arthropoda, Insecta, Diptera, Culicidae. Bases 128 to 742 code for a protein of 204 amino acids. The record is from RefSeq and is a predicted model, not a curated record.